This is a messenger RNA of Contarinia nasturtii (swede midge), 1598 nucleotides long. Its product is annotated as cyclin-dependent kinase 4 inhibitor C-like. NCBI's taxonomy places the organism in Eukaryota, Metazoa, Arthropoda, Insecta, Diptera, Cecidomyiidae. The coding region runs from base 558 to 1433 and encodes 291 amino acids. Gene Ontology annotation, cellular component: nucleus; cytoplasm. The record is from RefSeq and is a predicted model, not a curated record. The transcript has 12 exons. Gene Ontology annotation, molecular function: protein binding.
UGUAAGAUGUGUGACGUCACAGUGUAUUUAUAUAUGUAGGAUAGCGCUCGACUCUCGGUUUUCAAAUUCGAAAAAAGCAACAUUCAAAGGAUGGAAGCAAACGAAUUUCUUUGUUCCAACGCACUAACAAUUUUUCUCCGAACCAAUAAUACACGAGAUUGUAUCGUUCACAGACAACUGCUUAGUAAAUAAUACCAAAACAAUUGAUAGAGGGCCAAUACCUUGAACAAAGUUCAGUAGUGAUUUUGUUUAGGAAAGUGACAUCGCUUCCACAGUAUGGCAACAUUUUAUCAAUGUGAUUACAAGCAAUGCAUGAAUUUAUAAUUUUCUUUCUGUGAUAUUUCGCAGUUAUAAAAAUCACUUGAUUUGAAAAGCAGCCCAUUUGUCGUUAUACUUCUAAGCUGGAGAUAUUUACAAUUAACUUUCUUAAAAUCAUCACAAAAAAAUUAAUUAAACUGUCGAAUUCUUUGUCGAAAUAAAAGAGAAGAGAAAAUUUACCGUUCAUUAUUUUUCCCAAUUAUAUCUCUGAAAGAUCAAAUUAAGUGUUUAUACAAACGAUGAAACCAAUCAUCUUAAUUUUUCUAUGCUUUGGUGCAGUAUUGAGCAAUUACAUUCCUGAUAAUGGAAUCAAUCACAUUGCAAGCGCGUCUGCUUCAAGUGCUUCAAGUACAAAUACCUUAACAACAAUUCAGUCAUCUGGAAAACCAUGGAGCGAGUUUCAGAAGGCCGCUGCAUCCGGUGAUGCACAAAAAAUCAAAGAAUUGCUGGCAAAUGGAAUUAAUGUAAAUAUCUUGGAUGGAGGUGGAAGGACGCCAAUUUUUACUGCAGCAGCCAAUGGUCACAAUGAUGUAGUUUUACUGCUAAUUGAAAAUGGUGCUGAUGUUAAUUUAAAACAAAUAUAUGGACGUGCUCCCAUUUUUGAUGCAACUUUAAAUGGUCACGAUCGUGUUGUCGACAUACUAAUCAAACAUGGUGCUGAUGUAAAUGUGAAAAAAAGUGACGGAUGGACACCAUUAAAUAUGGCUGCAAAAAAAGGUUAUCUCCGCAUUGUUGAACUCUUACUAAAAGCCGGGGCAAAUGUAAAUAUACAGACCGAUGAGGGUGAAACGCCCUUAUACCUCGCUGCUAUGGCAGGUAAUGAAGAUGUCGUUAUAAUGGUAAUUGAACACGGUGCCGAUGUUAACAAGCAAGAAAACAACGGAUGGUCACCGCUGCACAGAGCCGUUGAGAAUGAGUUUGAGAAUAUUGUGGAGAUUUUGAAGCGGCAGAAAGCUUAUGCUAAUUUGAAAAAUAGUAACAAUGAUACACCGCUGGACAUAGCUAAAAAAACAGGAAAUGCGAAAAUUAUUGAAAUCAUUCAAACAAUGAAUACUAAAAAAAGUGUUGAUGAGGGUUCAGAUUUAAAAAAGGUCAUCCAACCCCAUUUAUACUAGAUAAAAUUAACUCUUGCGAGGACUUCCCAUGGAUUUUGAGAUCCCCUGUAAAAGGAGAAUGGGAUUUCCUCAUUUUUAUGUUGGUAUCACUGAUAUUAUUUCCAUUUGUUUAUAUGUGAAGUGCUACCAAUAACUUUUAACUGACUUACAAAGUCCCAUCCUCCU